AUGUUGCAAAUGGACAGAAGAAUUGGUGAAAACAUUCGAGAAGAAGCUAGAAGAGCGAAAGCGAUUGCUGUGGAGAUGUACAGAGCCGGUGAUCUCUGUGGAGCCAAAGAGUUUGCUGUCAGGGCACAUAGGCUUAACCCUUCACUCUGUGGUCUUCUCCGUCUAAAUGCGGUUCUUGACGUGCACAUGGGUCUCGCCAAGCAAAUCAACGGUGAAAUUGACUGGUAUGCUGUGUUAUCGGUUGACCCGACCGCGGAUCUUGAAACAAUCCAGCAACGUUACCAGAAGCUAUCUCUGGACAUCAUCCUUGAUGACUGUGACAACACUGUUUGUAGCGUGGAUGAAGCCAAUAUGUUUCUGACUGGUUCCUGGAAUCAUCUGUGCAAUGAAGAGAGCAAGCAAGUUUAUGACAUGAGGCGUCAAGAACAGCUACAACUUCAGAAUCUGAGAAGAGCCUCGGAGGCGUUUUCUAAUUCCGUGGAUAAUAGCACUUUCUGGACAUUAUGCCGCUCUUGUAACAUGAAGUAUGAGUAUCCAGGUAGAUGCAAAGAUCGCAGGGUGAUGUCUGUUCAUUGUUGCAAGCCAUUUGAUGCUUUUGAGUGUCCUGGACCAUCGAUGAAUCGUGUUACUCCAUGGACUUACGAUCAGCAGCAGCUCAGGAGAGCGGUAACGAGUCAGGUUCCGAGCUUCACUAACAAUCCGGUGGUUCUGUCAGCAGUGCCUGAACCUGUCUUGACAUCUCAAAGAACUUUUGAUCAAGUAAACAGAGUUGGUCAAGAAACAGUUGAAGCUAGGUUUGAACAACCUCCACCGAGAGUUUCUGGUCCUGUGAACCAGUUAAGGAGAGCUAGUGGAGGAGAUAACAAACGAAAGGGACCUCUACUAACAAAUGUUCCUCAGUUCAGAAGAAUCAGUGAAGACGCAGGGCUCAGAGAUAUGAUUGAAAAGGGUAAGAGUUUGAUCGAACAGACUCUUGAAAGGUUAGUUUCUGCUUCUCAACAAAACAAUGUUGCUUCUGCUUCUGCUUCUGCAGCAACAAACAUACCUCAAGGCUCCAAGAACUGCAUAGCAGCGGAAGGAGUAAAGUGUGAAAGCAAGAACACUAAUGUUGUGGUUAAAAAGGAGGAACCUGAUGCAGUGUUUGUGAUUGUUCCAGAUACUGAUUUCCACAACUUUGACAAUGACCGAACCAAAGCUUCGUUUCGAGAAGGAAACCAGGUAUGGGCAGUUUAUGAUGAUAAGGGAAUGCCUCGUUUGUAUGCAAUGGUCCAUGGUCUUGUCACUCAAGAACCGUUCAAGAUGUGUUAUUCUUUGCUGUAUAGCAAGAAUAAUGAGGAACUAGGUCCAAUGAAGUGGAUUGAAUCAGGUUUUUACAAGACCACUGGAAGCUUCUCAAUCGGUAAGCGAGAUGUUUGGGCUCUCUAUACAAACUGGUCACCAUCUUGGAACAGUUCAACUCCUGAAGAAGUUGUGAACAAGUAUCAAUUAGUUGAAGUGCUUCAUGAUUUCGAGGAAGGAGUAGGUGUACCGGUUGUGCCGCUAUUCAAAGUCCCUGGAUACAAAGUUGUGUUUCGUCGCCAUCCAUAUCAGUGGACAAUCCCAAAGUGUGAACUGUUUAGGCUAUCCCAUCAGGUGGAUUCUCAUUUUCUUACAAGUGAAGAUGGUGAGAAUGUUCCUGUAGGUUUCUUGGAACUUGAUCCUGCAUAUUUGACACCAGAGCUUCUCAAUGUUGUCACUAAGGAGGAGAUGAGAGGAUUGGAGAAUGUGGCUUUCAAGAAACCAAAGGAGGAGGCUGAUGGGGGCGAAGCAAAAAAGAAGCUUGGAAUGAUGAGAAAACUGGAGACUGUGGUCAAGAAACCAAAGGAGGAAGUUGAUGAUGGUGUGGGGAGUUCGAGCAAUGUUGCAAAUGAUGGGGAAAAUUCAAAAGUGAAGCUUGAAUUGGAAUGCGACAAAGAGGAGAAGCUUUAG
This is a messenger RNA of Camelina sativa (false flax), 1968 nucleotides long. Lineage: Eukaryota; Viridiplantae; Streptophyta; Magnoliopsida; Brassicales; Brassicaceae. The record is from RefSeq and is a predicted model, not a curated record.